This is a messenger RNA of Habropoda laboriosa, 1628 nucleotides long. RefSeq names its product mRNA-decapping enzyme 1A (gene DCP1). Lineage: Eukaryota; Metazoa; Arthropoda; Insecta; Hymenoptera; Apidae. The transcript has 4 exons. The coding region runs from base 240 to 1628 and encodes 462 amino acids. Gene Ontology annotation, molecular function: mRNA binding; enzyme activator activity. Gene Ontology annotation, biological process: deadenylation-independent decapping of nuclear-transcribed mRNA; deadenylation-dependent decapping of nuclear-transcribed mRNA; positive regulation of catalytic activity. The record is from RefSeq and is a predicted model, not a curated record. Gene Ontology annotation, cellular component: P-body.
UGAAGCAAAAGGAAAGGAAGCGUCGGCAUUCUGUGAUGUUACUAACUCGCAGAUGUAACAACGGUAUCAACCUUAAAAUCUAGUAUGACGUUUAUUAUACAAGCAGCUGCUUGCGUUAUAUCAAAAUACAGUGCUCUAAGUGAUCGGAUCGAACGACGAAGUUAAAUUUCAAUUGAAUUAGAAGAAGGGCCAUUAUUCUUAUACUUCUUGAGCAUUACCAUCAAGCUGUAGGAAGCACAAUGACGGAUCUAACAGAGCUACGAAUGAACGUGGCCGCUCUAAAACGAGUAGACCCCUAUGUGAAAGAUAUACUGGAAACUGCGACGCACGUAGCGCUUUAUACUUUUAAUGCAGUUAAUAACGAGUGGGAAAAAACCGAUAUUGAAGGUGCUUUAUUCGUAUACUCGCGAAAUGGCGAGCCCUAUAACAGUGUUCUUAUUAUGAAUAGAUUAAAUACAAAUAACUUAAUGGAACCAGUUACACAGGGUUUGGAUUUACAGCUCCAAGAACCCUUCUUACUCUAUAGAAACUCCAGAUGCAAUAUAUAUGGCAUUUGGUUUUAUGAUAAAGAAGAGUGCGUACGUAUUGGUGCAAUGUUAAACAAACUUGUUAAAGAUUCAGAAGAGAACCGCAAGGCUUGUAAUAAACCCACUGUUAAUGUGAAAAAGGAAUCUGGCCCUAAUGUAAACAGUGUUGAUAUAUUCAGUAUGCUUAGCAAAGCACAGGAAGAUUUUAAUACUAACAGAAAUAACAGUAGCAGUGGUGGAGGAAGUACUAGAGAUGGGCUUAAUUCAAAGUCUCCUUUGGUCACUCCUAUAACAGACAACGUAUCUGGACCAUUAGCUGCUCCAUUAGGCCCAGAUGUUACUUCACAGAGUGUGAUGGAUUUUUUUGCAAAGGCAAAAGUUAAUACAGGACAUUUUAAAGCUGGUGAUCAGCCUACUCCAGGUGGUACUGUUGCUAGUGAAAGUAAACCAUUGCUUGCUCGGUUAAUGUCACAUCCAGCUGCACAUACGGUAGAACAUAUUGAGAAACAGCAUAGAUCUAUAACUCCUCAGCCAGCUACAAGGCAACAGUCUCAAACAACUCCAACUGCUAUAUUGGGUGCUAAUAACGCUGGUAGUAACACAGCUUCGAAUAGAUCUAAGAGACGAAGCAAGACAACUUCUCAGCAAGAUUCAAUGAUAUCUACACCUGCAUCUUUGACACAAGAGGCAGCACCAGCUGUGAACGAAAAUACUACAGAUACAAAUGGUACAACAGGAUUCCUUAGGAUACAAUCACCUACAAAUGCGACAUCUUCAAAUUCAACAAAUCAUCAGGCCUCAGAUAUUAUUGGCUCUAGUAACUCAAAUCCACUUGCAUCUUUGUUUGCUCAUGCAUCUGCAGCAACGGCAUCAGAGGAUAUUACGGCAGCCACUUUAUCAGGAAGAGGAUCGGCACCGGCAUUAAUACCCCCUGUUAUGUUUGCUGCCCCUAGUCCGCCCGAACCCUUAACCAGACCGUUAGAACCACUGACGAGAAAUCAGCUCCUUCAGGCUUUUAAUUAUCUGUUGAGAAGUGAUCCGGAUUUUAUCAACAAACUUCACGAAGCUUACGUGAAAUCAUUUGGUGAAAUACUGUCCUAA